AUGGAGGAGCACCUGCUGCUCCUCGCCCGCGCAGACGGGGGCGGCCUCGUGGGCGGCGAUCCCAACGAGCGUCCGUCCUUCUACAAAGGCGUCGGCAUAGGCCUCGCCGUCGCCUCGGGACUCUUCAUCGGCGUCUCCUUUGUCCUCAAAAAGAUCGGCCUCUUGCGCGCCAACGACAAGUACAACGAGGUCGCCGGCGAGGGCUACGGCUACCUGCGCAAUGCGUACUGGUGGGGCGGCAUGAGCCUCAUGAUCCUUGGCGAGAUCUGUAACUUUGUCGCGUACGCCUUUACGGAUGCCAUCCUCGUCACGUCGCUCGGUGCGCUGUCGGUCGUCAUCACCACAAUCCUCUCGGCCAUCUUUCUCAAGGAGAGGCUCAGUAUGGUGGGCAAAGUGUCGUGCUUUCUCUGCGUCGUGGGCUCCGUCGUCAUUGUCAUGAAUGCCCCCCACACGUCCGCCGUCAGCGACAUCCAGGAGAUGCAAGGGUUUGUCAUCACGCCGUGGUUCCUGACGUACGCGGGCGUCAUCAUCGUCGGGUCCGUCGCCGUCGUCUUCUGGGUGGCGCCCAAAUGGGGCGCCAAGAACAUGCUCGUCUACAUUUCGAUAUGUAGCUGGGUGGGCGGCUUGAGCGUUGUGGCCACGCAGGGCCUGGGCGCCGCCCUGAUCGCCUGGAUAGGCGGCAAGCCCCAGUACAAGGAGUGGUUCUUCUGGAUCCUCUUCGUCUUCGUGAUAGCGACGCUGCUGGUCGAGAUUGUCUAUCUCAACAAAGCCCUCAACAUCUUCAAUGCCGCGCUCGUCACGCCCACCUACUACGUCUACUUCACCAGCACCACCAUCAUCACGUCGGCCAUUCUUUUCAAGGGGUUCAAAGGCACGGCCGAGCAGAUUGUCACCGUGCUCUUGGGCUUCCUCACAAUCUGUGCCGGCGUCGUACUGCUUCAACUGUCAAAAGCAGCCAAGGAUGUGCCCGACGCAGCUGUCUUUACGGGAGACCUCGAUCAAAUACACACCAUUGCCGAGCAGGAGCAGCCCGAGACCGAGCCCAAGGCCGACGCCAUCCGCGGUACCGCCGCCAUUGUACGUCGCAUCUCGAAUGCCCGCAUACGAAUGGAGGCAGAUGAGCUGCGCAGGCUACACGAGGAGAAGAUGCUGGAUCAGAUGCAGCCCAUCAACGAGGACGGGCAGGCACAGCCGCCAGAGUACGAGUGGGACGGUUUGCGCCGGCGUCGGACGACGAUAUCCCGAAGACCCAUCACGGCAGAUACCGCGCGCACGUCCAGCACGCCGCAUCUGCCCAGGAGCCCUGUCCAUCCCCCCUUGGGCAUGUCGCGCUUCCCGGAUAUUGACGACGAAGAUGACAACGAUCAUCACGAUGACCAUGACGACCGCAGCACCAUCUUCUCCAGCAUCGCAGGCAGCCUAAUGCGCGGCCGUGGGCGGGCGCGGACCACCAACACCAUGCCCACGUAUGACGAGGAGGAGUUCCGACCGAGCCUAGAGCAGGGCGACCGCCAAUUGUCUGUCCCGCUGAAUAAUGUGUCCUUCAACUCCCAAUCGGAAAAGUCACUCGAGCCCCCUCGAACAACGUACCAGCCGAGCCUGUACGCGCAGGACACGGCCUACCGGGGCGCAGGCGCCAGCAGCUCGCGGGCGAACACCAGCAGGGGCAGCCUCAAGCCGCCGACCCCACCGCCACAUGGCGGUGCCAAGCGGCAGUUCUCCUUUAAUCGUGUCUUUCGGAAAGCAGAGUCGCCCACGGAGGAGGAGCGCGCCGGGCUGGUCGAUGAUGGAAGGGAUACUAGGACGAGUGAGGACCAGGGACCGGGGGGCGAGAGUCGCGGUGGUGCAUUCAUGUGA
Emericellopsis cladophorae is the source of this 1857-nucleotide messenger RNA. RefSeq names its product Magnesium transporter-like protein. Gene Ontology annotation, cellular component: membrane. The coding region runs from base 1 to 1857 and encodes 618 amino acids. Gene Ontology annotation, molecular function: magnesium ion transmembrane transporter activity. Gene Ontology annotation, biological process: magnesium ion transport. The transcript has 2 exons. The record is from RefSeq and is a predicted model, not a curated record. NCBI's taxonomy places the organism in Eukaryota, Fungi, Ascomycota, Sordariomycetes, Hypocreales, Bionectriaceae.